GUAAGUUGUAUUAUCUCUUUCACAGAAAACUCCUCCAUAAGUAAACUUCUAACACAAAAAAAUCAGAGCCAAUAUGUUGAGAAUCCUUAGCAAAAAUCACGCAACACCAAAAUCAACAGCAAUGGUUACCAGAUCUGAGUCCAAAAUCGAAACUUACGAUGUUAUUGAAGAUUUAUCUUCGUGGGAAUUUGUCAAUCCAUCGGAUGAUGAACAAGAAGACAGCUACUCCUUCAGUGAUCAUACUUCUGAUGAUGAAAGUGAUGAAUUGAUGUCAAAGGAGGACGAUCCAUGUGAAAUCGGGUCACCGUCUUCUCCUUCACAUGUUCAAAUCACUGGUUCAUUGCUUGUUGAUCCAUGUGAAAUCGGGUCACCGUCUUCUCCUUCACAUGUUCAAAUCACUGGUCCACUGCUUGUUUUUAAUGUUAGGGUUGAUGAUGGUCAUGAGGAUGAAGAUGAAGAGGAAGAGGAAGAAGAAGAUUAUGAUGGAUAUGAUUUGGAUGAUGAGUUAGUACCAAAAUGGUUGAGUGAUAAAUUUGGGAGACAAAGGAUAAGGAAAUUAGGGAAAAGGGCUUGUUCUAGAAUGAACAAAUCAAAAAGAGGACCUUAUAUAUUUAACAGGCCAGGUUGUGUUCAUGGAAAACAUGGACUUGGUGUACAGCAUAGUUAUGUCUAAAGUAAAUAUUGCAGUUUCAGUUUCAACAAGGAUGAAUAACUGGGAAGUUUUAGGGUUGUUUUAUUUAACUGGAAUUAUGGCUGAUUUGAUCUGAAUAUAAUCCUAAUUUGUGUAUUUAGGACUGGUUGGAAUUAGGUUGUUUUUAAUUUGGUAACUCUGUAGUUUGCUUUUUAAGCCUAGGUUGUUUACUUGGAUUUGGAUGUAAAUAUCUGAAUAUAUCUAAUGCAUUUCAAUUUCAAGAUCCACUCUUUUCUC
Nicotiana attenuata is the source of this 928-nucleotide messenger RNA. RefSeq lists its product as uncharacterized. The transcript has a single exon. NCBI's taxonomy places the organism in Eukaryota, Viridiplantae, Streptophyta, Magnoliopsida, Solanales, Solanaceae. The record is from RefSeq and is a predicted model, not a curated record. Bases 74 to 673 code for a protein of 199 amino acids.